Neomonachus schauinslandi (Hawaiian monk seal) is the source of this 1242-nucleotide messenger RNA. RefSeq names its product family with sequence similarity 187 member A (gene FAM187A). The record is from RefSeq and is a predicted model, not a curated record. Lineage: Eukaryota; Metazoa; Chordata; Mammalia; Carnivora; Phocidae. The coding region runs from base 1 to 1242 and encodes 413 amino acids. The transcript has a single exon.
AUGAACCUGGCCCACACCACUGUGCUCCUGUGGGUGUGGGGGAGUCUCCAGGCCUUUGAAAUUGUGGAGAAGGAGAACAUUUUUCAGAGGACCCCCUGCCCAGCCUUUCUGAUGUUUGACAACGCAGCCUACCUGGCAGACAUGAGCUUCGAACUUCCCUGCCACUGCAAGCCCGAGGAGGUGUCUGCCGUCGUCUGGUACUAUCAGAAGCACUUGGGUAGCAGCCACACCAAAGUGCUGACGGACUUCGACGGGCGGGUGCUGACAGAGGAGUCCCAGGUGCACGUGGGCAGCGACAUGCUGGUUCGCUUCAGCAUCCGCAUGUUCAGCCUGUUGGUUUUCCGGGCCCAGCCCGAGGACUCGGGCUUGUAUUUUUGUGGCACCCGCAAGGGGGACUACUUUUAUGCCUACGAUGUGGACAUCCAGAGCGGCGAGGGAAUGGUGGCCACCUUCAAGGACCAGGGCCAGGAGCCCUUUGCCGACGAGCACCACGGGAGCCUCCACAUCUUCACCACCUUCUGGGAGUGGACCCCUUGCGACCGCUGCGGGGUCCGAGGAGAGCAGUGGCGCAUCGGCCUGUGCUACCUGCGGAGCCCGGGGCUCUCCCCGCGCUACCGCAAGACGCUGCCCGAGGUGGUGUCCUGCGGCUCGCAGGCCGUGCCCAGGAAGCUUCGGGCCCAGGCCAGGGAGCACACCCCCGAACUGCUGGUUCAGAGCUGCGUGGUGCCGUGUGAGAAGAAGAAGGUCAGCGAGGGCGUGAUGGCCAUCCUCAGCUACGUGUCCAAGGUGGGCAGCCGGCCCUGGUUGCCUCAGGUGCCCAUCCAGUUCCACCAGCAGAGGCUGGGCCAUGGACUCAUCAUCUCCUGUCCCGGGGCGCGGCCAGAGCACGCCGUGGCCUGGGACAAGGACCGCGAGUACUUCUACCGCACGCAGUACCUGAGGGGCGUCAACAGGUCCAUGAGGGUGUUCAUCGACCACGGCAACCACCUCCACAUCCGCUUCACUCAGCUGAGUGACCGGGGCAUCUAUUAUUGCUGGCGGCAGGGGGUACGCGUCGCCGGCUUGCGGCUGGGCGUCAUGUCUCGAGGCCGCUACCGGGCCUCGUUCUCGGACCCUGAGACUCGCUCCGCCGUGGAGCUCACCCUGGUAGGCUACCUGUUCAUCACGGCGGUCUUUGUCACCAUUCACCUCUGUCGGUGCUGCUGUUACUUAUUUCGCUGUUGCCCCAACUUCUCGCCCUAG